AUGUCAUUAGAUCUCUCAUCUGACUGUGAGUGUCCUAAUUGUUUGGAGGGGACUCAGAAUGAGUCUGAUUGGAAUCCCUGUUCCAACAAGAGUGGUAAUGGCUCUUUAUAUUCAAGAUCAAGGAAGAAAUCUACGCUUUCUUGUAGCGUGCAGAGCUUUCCUUCUCAGUGUUGUCCCAUCAAGCCAGAGAGUGAUAACAAAGAAGACUCAGCAGUUCUUCCCUCAGACGAAGAAAGGUAUGUGGGGUCUUCUGAAAACAAUAAUCUCGUUCUGAGCCUUGAGGAUAUCAAAAGGAAACUCAAGCCAUUGAGAGAAUGGACUAUCCAAGAGUUACUGAGGGAGUUUGGGGAUAGUGGGAGGUUCCAACCAAACUCCAUGUCCCUGGGCUACUUUAGAGAUCAGGUCGUUUUAAAGUUCAGAAGAGCUCUGUAUUAUUCUGGAAUUUGGGUGAUGUAUGUUCAAGGCUACAAACCUCAACAGCACUUUACAGCUAAUUACUUUAAAAGAAAUCCUGGUUGCCUACACCGGCUGGUUCCCUGGCUGAAACAGGAACUAACAGCUGUUUAUGGAGAUUAUGGCCACACAGUAAAGAAUAUCCUAACCACCAUCCUCCAUCACAUGACACAAUAUGACUUGGACAGUGAGUCUUUUAUUCACUUCCUAGAACCUUAUCUCUUACAAUACACCCACCAUUUCCUACAUGAGUUUAUUAGUUUUGUUCAUUCACCUUACAACGUGGAGACCUAUGACCAGCGAGCCAUCUAUCAAUGUUCUGCUGCUUCACCAUGUGUAAAAGAGAAGCCCACUGCAUCAGCUUCUAUUUCCCCUUUGCCUAAGGAUCACACUGUACUGAUAUCUCAACAUAAUCUAAAGCAGCCUAAAAACACCCAGGGUCAAUGGAAUAAAGAGGAGAGGCCCCUGUCAGGCUUGAAACAGUUUUCAAAUAGUACCUCUUUCUUGAAGAAAUCUGAAAUCCCACCAGUCUAUGAUAAAAUAGUAAGCAAAAUCUAUGUUGGAAUCAAAGAUGAAGCCGAAUCAGGCAACCACAAAAGCAUCGUUUCUACAAAUAAUAUACUCCAGAAAUGGGCUACUCCAAGGGAAAGGUACCCAGGCUUACUGAAUUGCAAAAAAAAAGUUCAAGAUAAAAAGACGGAAGGAAUAAAGUUGUUUCCUGAUCAUGUUCAUGAUCUGGUAAAGAGUGACACAACUGCACACCCCUUCAGUACCCCAGCAAUUUCUAAUCAGGUGCAACCACAGAAAUACAGUUUAAGGGAAAGAAAGGGUUCGAGCAUUGGACAGAAGAUAAACUUUCAGAAAAAAGAAGAAAAUAGCAAAUACUCAGAUUCUUCACCAAAGACCUUGCAAAGAUUGUCCAGAGAAAGAUUCUUGAAAAGUUGCAAAUCCAGAGAGAGAGACCCCUCUUGGAGUAGCAUUUCAGAAAAUGCCUUUUCUCCUAAGACAGAUGGCGGGAAAGUGAGUUCUUUGAGAAAAAACUGAUUGAAGUGUACACAAUCUUCCCAGUUUGUAGAAAUUAGUUCACACCCCCAUAGAAGAAUCCAAAGACUAUCAAGGUCCACUACUCACAGAUCCAAAUCCUGGUGUGUUGGAUCUAGAAAGAGAUCUGUAAGCAGAGAAUCGAGUAAUCUCUCUCUGAGAGGAAGUCACAGAAGUGAAUACUUCCCCCAGCAUAUAUGCUGCAAGCCCUCAAAAGAAAAACAUGCACAUGGCAAUGAAUCAAACUAUGGGAGCCCAUCUUCAACUACAAUGCAAUACGUGAAGCUUUCUUCAACUGCUACAAAGAGAACCAAGUGUCCUUCUAAAAGUGAAGGUGCUCCCCAAGCAGGAAGACACUGUAACAGUCCCACAUGCCUACAGCUCCAGGAACACAGACCCCCAAGUAAACAGGAGAUAAAGCAAGAAAAUACAUUUCCUAGAGCUAGAAGAACUAGAGCAGUUAGGCACAGAAAAACCAAAUGCCAUUAUUCAGACAUACACACCACAGAGGACAUCAGUGAUGAACUGAGCAAUGUGGAUGAUAUAAGACAAAUGAGUGGAUGUCUGAAUAUGCACCAUCCUGCAGGAGGCAAAUCCACCAAAACAGCAUUUGAAUCUUUAGAAUGUUCACUGGGUCAAGAAAGAAUAUAA
Molecule: messenger RNA, 2145 nt
Organism: Callithrix jacchus (white-tufted-ear marmoset)
Lineage: Eukaryota; Metazoa; Chordata; Mammalia; Primates; Cebidae
Biological process (GO): protein monoubiquitination; protein polyubiquitination
Molecular function (GO): ubiquitin protein ligase activity
Source: RefSeq, a predicted model, not a curated record